Messenger RNA from Mytilus trossulus (common blue mussel), 1768 nucleotides. Its product is annotated as dynein axonemal assembly factor 11-like. The record is from RefSeq and is a predicted model, not a curated record. The coding region runs from base 251 to 1630 and encodes 459 amino acids. Gene Ontology annotation, molecular function: protein binding. Lineage: Eukaryota; Metazoa; Mollusca; Bivalvia; Mytilida; Mytilidae. Gene Ontology annotation, cellular component: cytoplasm. The transcript has 17 exons. Gene Ontology annotation, biological process: outer dynein arm assembly.
UUGUUUUAACUAUGCAUUACAAUAAUAGACAUGAUUUAUUAUCAGAUUGAUUUCUAACUUUUACUUUCUAAAGAUCACAUUGAAUAAUAGAACAUUUAAAAAAACUAUUAUCCUAAUGGUGAAACUAAAAAUAGAUACCGUUUAAAGAAAAGAAUGAGAUUCUCCCUUCAGUAGGUACUUCCGCUCAAUAGUUUAUAUUGACAACAGCUCCAGUUUGAACAUGUAGCACAGUUUUACGCUCAUAUACACAAUGGUUCGGAUAACGGAAAAUUUGGUUCGAAAGAAAGCUGAGCACAAUGACCUUGAAAUCUCAACCUUGGAGGAAGUAUCUUUACACCAACAAGAUAUAGAAAAAAUAGAGCAUUUGGACAAAUGGUGCAGGGAGCUGAAAAUUUUAUACUUACAAAGUAAUCUUAUUCCCAAAAUAGAAAAUGUUGGAAGAUUGAAAAAACUGGAGUAUCUCAAUUUAGCAUUGAAUAAUGUGGAGAAAAUUGAAAAUCUCUCAGGUUGUGAGUCUUUGCAGAAAUUGGACAUGACAGUUAAUUUUGUUGGAGAAUUAACAAGCAUAGAGAAUUUAAAAGUUCUAGUUCAUUUCAGGGAAUUAUAUCUGACAGGUAACCCUUGUACUGAAUAUGAAGGUUACAGAGAGUAUGUUAUUACGACAUUACCACAUUUACAGAUGUUAGAUGGACAAGCUGUAGACAAAUCUGAAAGGAUUUUGGCAAAACAGGACUAUGCAGAAUUAAGAAAUAAAAUAAUUAAACAACAAGAAGCACAUAGGAAGAAAAGGGUAAAACAAAGACAAGAGGCAAAACUGAAAGAAGAAAAAAAGGAACAGAAAGAAAAGAAUGAAAAGAAACCUGGAUUUGAUGGAAGAUGGUACACUGAUAUAAAUGAAAGUGAUAAGAAGAAAACAGAGGACAGUGAAUCACAGGUUGAUACUUUAGAGAAACAACAAAAGCAAGACCAAGAGUUUUGGGAGGAGAAAACAGAAUUUACUCCAGAGUCAAGAAUUGAAGUUCAUAAACAGAUGGAGAAACAGAAAGCUCGAGAAAAUACAGAUAAGAAAGAAGAAGAAAAAGCUCCAAGGAGAUUGUUUGCAGAUGACGGCCGACCUUUAAAUGUAAAUGAAGCAAAAGUGGACUUUACACUGACUGAGGAUGAAGUUAAUAAUCUGUUCCUCCUAGACAUUGCAGUUUUCAAACAUAUGGAUACAUCACUAGUAGAUGUUGAUGUCCAAACAAAUUAUGUGAAAGUUAUAAUGAAAGGGAAGAUAUUACAGCUAUGUAUGACAGAGGAAAUAAAUGCUGAUUCCAGUUCAGCGAAAAGAUCGCAGGUUACAGGUCAUUUAUUGAUCACAAUGCCAAAGGCUAAACCUCUCAUUAAACCAAAGCAUAUAAUUGUUAAUAAAGAUGAAAAUAAAGAAAAUAAUGUGAAAGAAAAAAGGAAAACUCAUGAAAAACUGGAAGUUGACAAAAAGGCACACAAGACAGUUGAUAUUGCUAAUAUUGUUACUAAAAAGGGUGAUAAAGUUAAAGCACCAUUUGGGUCAAAAGUCAGAGAGGCUGCCAAAGAACGACCUAAUAGUGAUGACUUUAUUGAUGAUUUAGAUGUACCGCCCCUGGAGUGAUCUCCCUUUGAAUGAAUUGUUGUAAAUUUUAUCAAAUAAAAAAUGUGUUCAUCGUACAAAUUUAGCAACACUAACAUUCUUUCCUCUUUUUCAAAAAUUUAAUAAGUUUUAGAAUAAAUCAAGUACUAAACUAACUUU